Molecule: messenger RNA, 5015 nt
Organism: Leucoraja erinaceus (little skate)
Lineage: Eukaryota; Metazoa; Chordata; Chondrichthyes; Rajiformes; Rajidae
Gene: tgfbrap1
Product: transforming growth factor, beta receptor associated protein 1
Exons: 12
Coding region: 134-2725 (863 amino acids)
Biological process (GO): endosomal vesicle fusion; vesicle-mediated transport; autophagy
Cellular component (GO): cytoplasm; membrane
Source: RefSeq, a predicted model, not a curated record
AGUGACACGGCCGGAAGCGCACGGGGAGAGGGGGGAGGUGAAACGCCGGAAGUGGGUUGCAAGGAGGUGAGCAGCAGCUGUGGGAGUGUGAAGUCAGCCCGAAUCCGCAGGCUUGGAUGACUGGAAAGGCACAAUGAGUGUAAAGGCAUUUGAACUUGUUCCUGUUCUUGAGCGGGAUCUGCUGAUAGGAGAUAAAACUUGGAUGACUAUUGAUUGCAUUGAAUGUUGUGGGAAGAAUCUUUAUGUAGGAACAAACGACUGCUUUAUCUAUCACUUCCUAUUGGAAGAAAAGGUAUCCACCUCAGGAAGAAUUUUGUUUACUCCAAUCAAACAACUGCACAUGUACCUGGGGAUUAAAAAAGCUGUGAAUGAACUAAAAGCAGCAUCAGCUUUGAACCGGCUGUUGGUUCUAUGUGACAAUACUGUGACUAUAUUGCAUAUGAUCAAUCUGGAACCAAUACCAUCAGGAGCUAAAAUCAAAGGAGUAACUGCAUUUUCUGUAAACGAGAACCCAGUGACUGGAGACCCCUUCUGUGUUGAGGUUUGCACCAUUUCACUGAAGCGGAAAACUGUGCAAAUAUAUGCAGUGCAUGAAGAUCGUGUCCAGCUAAUGAAAGAGGUGUCCACACCAGAACAGCCAGUUGCUAUAGCUGUGGAUGGCUACUUCCUUUGCUUGGCCAUGAGCACCCAAUACAUUAUUUUAUGUUAUAACACCGGAGUUUCACAAAACCUGUUCCCAUUCAAUAGUGAAGAAAAGCAACCAAUUGUAAAACGGAUUGGACGAGAGGAAUUUUUAUUAGCUGGCCCUGGUGCAUUGGGGAUGUUUGUGACAGCGGCAGGAAUCUCCCAGCGUGCACCCGUUCACUGGUCGGAGAAUGUGUUUGGAGCAGCGGUGUGCUUUCCUUAUGUGGUAGCUCUGGAUGAAGAGUUUGUUACUGUGCAUAGCAUGCUUGACCAGCAGCAAAAACAGACAAUUCCAUUCCGAGGUGGCCACAUACUGCAAGACUUUGAAGGGAAACUGAUUAUAGCCACUAGUAAAGAAAUACAUAUGCUGGUACCUUUGCCUUUGGAAAGGCAGAUUCAAGAUCUGCUUGCCAGCCGCAGAGUAGAGGAGGCACUUGUCUUAGCGAAAGGAGCUCGCCGCAACAUUCCCAAAGAUAAAUUUCAGGGUAUGUACAGAAGAAUUCUGCAGCAAGCAGGCUUUAUACAGUUUGGCCAGCUUCAGUUUUUAGAAGCUAAAGAACUCUUCAGGAGUGGUCAGCUCGAUGUAAGAGAGUUGAUGUCUCUCUAUCCAUUACUGCUUCCUUCGACCUCUACGUUUAUACGGUCCCAUCCCUCAUUACAUGAAUAUGCUGACUUAAAUCAACUAAUGCAGGGUGACCAAGAAAAAAUAACAAAGUGCAAGCGCUUCCUUAUGAGCUACUUGAAUGAGAUUCGAAGCACCGAAGUAGCAAAUGGAUACAAGGAAGAAAUUGACACAGCCUUGCUAAAAUUAUACGCUGAAGCUAACCAUGACAGCCUGCUGGAUUUGUUGGUUUCUGAAAACUCCUGCCUUUUAGUGGAUGCUGUUCCUUGGUUGGAAAAAUGCAAGAAAUAUUUUGCACUUGGUCUUCUUUAUCACUAUAAUGGACAAAAUGAAGCAGCACUACAGUUGUGGGUAAAGAUCGUUGAUGGGCAGCUCCAGGAUGCAACCCGCUCAGAUCUUUUUGAAUAUAUUGUGGAUUUCCUAAGCUUCUGCUCUAAUCAUGAACUGGUGUGGAAGUACACUGACUGGGUCCUGCAGAGAAGUGAAGAGGUUGGUAUCCAGAUUUUCACAAGGCGACCACUUGAUGAAAACCAGACAACCUGUAUGAAUCCAGAUGACAUUGUCAACUACCUUCACAAGUAUAAGAAAGCUAUUGUUGUCUAUUUGGAACACUUAGUAUUUGAAAGAAAUAUUCAGAAGGAGAAAUUCCACACACACUUGGCCAUAUUAUACUUGGAUAAAGUGCUAGAUUUGCAAUCCCAGGAGGGAAAUGUUUCAGAAGAACUAACUUCAGCACGUUGUACUCUUAAAAACCUGCUCCAGCACUCUAAUCUUUACAGAGUUCAUCUUUUGCUAGGUCGAGUUAAAGAGACUAACCUCUUUAUGGAAUGUGCAAUAUUGCAUGGGAAACUGGAAGAACAUGAAAAAGCUCUUGAGAUCCUCGUUCACAGGUUAAAGGAUUUCCAAGCUGCUGAGGACUACUGUUUGUGGAAUUCCAAGGACAAGGACCCUUCACAUAGACAGAAGCUUUUCCACAUGUUAUUAACACUGUACUUGCACCCUGAUGUUAGCAGCGAUGAGCUAAUAAUGGCUGGUGUGGACCUUCUGAAUAACCAUGCUGUUCAGUUUGAUGCAGUUCGAGUCCUGCAGCUUGUCCCCGAGGAGUGGUCAUUGCAACUGCUGUCACCGUUCUUAACCAAGGCAAUGAGAGGGAGCUUUCAUGCAAAAUACACUGCAGAACUUUCAUCAAACUUGGCAAGAUCUGAAAAUUUAAUUUUUAAAUAUACAAAGGUAAAAUCAAGAGAAGGCAGUAUUCAACUUUCAGAUAAAAAAGUCUGCCGAGUAUGUUGCAGCUAUUUCACAGAACCAGUGUUUGUGCGAUACCCAGAUGGGAGUCUUGUUCAUAUCCAUUGCGCUAAAAAAUCCCACAAACUGCCUGCCACUAAACAGAACUAUGCCAGUCUUAAAAAUCAGUCCUGAAAUAUUGGCCAUAACUUUGGGUAUCAAUCAUUUCAAAGUUACUUUGCUGCAGGCCACAGUAAAGAAGAAGACCAUGCUGCUAAUCCAGAAAGUAGUCGUUACCAGUCAGCAUCUGCUUGAAGCUUCAGCAAUCUAUCAUAUUUGUAACUGACUGCACAGAUGUGAGUAGCAAAUGCAGCCAAGCGUUAUCGGAACUAUUAUUUUGCCCCAAUAUUGGGGCUGAUACCUUGCACGGUAUUGUGCAACAUGCAGAGAACAAGCUGAUCUCUUGAAAACUUGGCCGUAUCAUGACUAAGACUUUGGUUCUGUAUUUCCUCACGGUUUGGGAACAGUGUGCGCAAUACCCUAUUGAAUUGUGUCUUUCCGUUGGUUAAGUGUCUGCUUUCCCUGGUCCUCAAAGAACUCCAAUUUUCAAUCAUUUGAACAUCUGCAAUCUGUCCAAUAAUUGACAUAAAUUAACCAUUUAGAAAUGAAGACACAAGAAAUUGCAGGUGUUGGAACCUUGAGCAAACAAAAUUGAGUGCUGGUGGAACUCAUCGGGUCAGGCAGCAUCUGUGGAGGGAAUGGACAGACAAUGUUUUUGGUCGGGACCCUUCUUCAGUCUGAAGGACCCUAAACAAUGUUCCUCCAACACUUUGUCUUUUUUAGUUCCAGAUGAACCAAGUUUGUAAAUGUCACACAGUUGACUUUGGGCCAGUAUGUCCUUAAUGAGAAUGUUAUCAGCCAUUUACGAGGCGUGAUAACUUGCUGACUAGCUGGUUUACACUGUGAAUUAGUAAGUAUUAAACUUCAAGCCUACCUUUUAAAUGCAAAUGCUUCCGAAGGGUGACGGUGGAUAGGAGGACACCUAUGAACAGUGAUGGGAGAAAGAGGAAGAGAAAGGCUACAAGACUAUGAUUGUCUAAACUAUACACUGAUAUAUACAUGUAAUUUCCACAGAGUUUUAAAGGGAACAGGGUUGGAAGGAUGCUGACUGAUUAGAUCUUAUUCCUAACAGUUACACGUAGAAUUUGAAACGGUUUUUAUGUGACUGCUUUAUCGAAAAUUCCAAUUAAAUAAAGGAUCUGCCUCUGUAAUUAUACCAUUUCCUGAAAUAAUAUUUGACUAUCCUGAAAUUCCUGCAAGUUAGGACGAAGCACCUUUUGAUCCUGUUGAGUAACCAGUUGCCUUUUUAAAUUACAGCCAUAUAUUUAUCCAUGAUGCAAUUAAUUUAUUGAUAAUGAGUAAACUUUUCUCUUAGCUUUGGCUGAAGUAAUCUUCCAUUCUGUACUGAUUGUACAUAAUACUAAACACGUAAUUUUAUGAACUUGAUUUAAAGUAGGUGUUCAGGCUAGUCAUAUGUUUCUUUAGGAGGUCAAUGUCACCAAAUGUCAAAUGAUUAAUGAACAGUGAAUUUGAACAUUUAUUGCAGUCCCAUCGCAUCUAUUACAAGCAGUACCUGAUUAAAAUCAAAAAUUGCACUUUCUUUGGAGCAUCGCUUCAUACCUUAAUUAUUUUUGUAUUUUCCAAAUCCAUACCACUUCUGUCUCGGUCGGUGCAUUUUAUUUGAUAUCAUUUAUAACUAAUCUCCAGUAUAUUUUUUACAUUUUUGAUGUAUUCCAAAGUUACGACAACCUUUUUUGUUUAAGAUGAGGCCAUUUGGAUGAUCGUCAGUAAUUUAGAAAUUGUACUACAAUGUACUAAUUUUUAAGAACUAAAACUUACAAAUUUUGCAGGAAGCAAAUAACCAAGUUUUGAAAUUCCAGAUAAAAUUUGGAAAACUGAACCAAAGUGCAUGUUUACCAUUAAAUCACAGAUAUGCGGUUAUUGUUUCUGUGGUUUUGUAGUCUAUAUGCAGUAGUGCUGGUUACAGUAUUGUUUAGUAUAUGGAUUAUGAUCUGAACUUUGUUUCCUCUGUUGCUGACAGAACCCUUGAGGCAUUUUAAUGGAAACAUUUUAAAUUUUGAAAAUUGCCUAAUGCAGUGAAGCAUUUCUACUUUAAUUGUUGUAUCUACUGCCCUGCUUAAAUUAAACUUUGCACUGUAAGUAUUGAAAUAAAUACUUAAUUGUAUAAAUGUACAGGUGAUAAUUUUAAUAAAUUUCAUUGGGAAAAUAAAAUUAAUUUGUAUGACAAUUUUAAAAUCGGGCUUUGGUGAAUCAGGAAGUCAUGAUACGCAGAGGAAUGGGGCUUGGUGCAGCAUGUGGUAUUGGCAGCAGAGAUUUAGAUGAUCUUGGAUUAACACUGUACAAAAAAAUAAUUCUUUCAGUGUGUUAUUUGACAAGUGCUGAAAUAAAUUUUAUAUUAAUUGUA